Messenger RNA from Pseudocercospora fijiensis CIRAD86, 976 nucleotides. RefSeq lists its product as uncharacterized. NCBI's taxonomy places the organism in Eukaryota, Fungi, Ascomycota, Dothideomycetes, Mycosphaerellales, Mycosphaerellaceae. Bases 87 to 890 code for a protein of 267 amino acids. The record is from RefSeq and is a predicted model, not a curated record. The transcript has a single exon.
AGCAGAACAACAGAAGCAGCAACGAAACACCAAGAGCAAACUCACAUACAUUCAAAGGAAGACUCCCGACAAGCAAAAUAUCAAAGAUGCCCUCUCAACAACCGCAAACCAAAACCAUCGCCUUCUUCGGCGCAACAGGCGGUUGCGCAGGUCACUGCCUCUACCUCUCUCUCAACGCUGGUUACACAUGUCGAGCCCUAGCCCGAACACCCAGCAAACUAACCAACUCUCUUAAAUCCAUGGGAAUCUCCUCCGAAACUCUAGACAAACACCUCACCAUAAUUCCCGGAAAUGCCAAAAACAUCGAAGACGUCCAGAAAGCACUAUCCACAGAUUCCGGAGAAAUCGUAGACGUAAUCAUCUCCGGCGUAGGCGGAGCACCACACCUCCAAUGGAGCCUCUGGAAACCCGUCGUCCUAGACGAUCCCAAAACUUGUCAAGACGCCGGACGCACUGUCCUUCAAGCCUGCCACCAACUCACAACAACCACCAACACCAAGAAACCCUUAUACGUCAACAUCUCCACAACAGGCAUAUCCCGCCAUUCCAGCCAUCCAGAAGACGUACCCUGGGGUUACCGAUGGUUUUACCACUAUGUCCUCCAAGAUCCUCAUGAAGAUAAACGUGUUUUGGAACAAAUCUUACGAGACGAGAUGGAGAAGAAGGAUGAGAGCGAGAGGGGAAUUGCUGGGUAUGUGAAUGUUAAACCUACGCUGCUGUUUGAUGGGGAGAGUCGUGGGAUAAACAAGAUUCGGGAGGGGAGAGAUGAUAGGCCGGUUCUUGGGUAUGUGAUGAAUAGGAAGGAUGUCGGGGUUUGGAUGUUCGAGCGGACUAUUAGGGAGGAUUUGAGGGGGGAGUUCGUGGGGAGGAGUGUUACUUUGGCUUAUUGAGGGUAAGAUAUUGUGUGGGUGUGGGUUCGAUGCGUUAGGGCGUUAUUCAGAUAUGUGGAUUUCAAAUUACAAUUGAUGAGACUCUG